This is a messenger RNA of Oncorhynchus mykiss (rainbow trout), 3207 nucleotides long. Its product is annotated as cdc42 effector protein 2. Gene Ontology annotation, cellular component: cytoskeleton; cytoplasm; plasma membrane. Gene Ontology annotation, molecular function: small GTPase binding. Lineage: Eukaryota; Metazoa; Chordata; Actinopteri; Salmoniformes; Salmonidae. Gene Ontology annotation, biological process: Rho protein signal transduction; positive regulation of pseudopodium assembly; positive regulation of actin filament polymerization. The record is from RefSeq and is a predicted model, not a curated record.
CUGUGCCAAUCACACAUGAAACCAUAAAAGACUGCCAUGCAACCCCCACGAAAGUUAGUAGAAUAAGCUGUUAUUGGUGGUGGGAAAUUGUGUUUCAUACAGAAAGUACACUUUUUCAGUUUUUUCGGCUUUUUUCCGCCUUCUCGCCGUUAAAUUUAGUUCAUGGGGAUAUCGAGGCCUUGCAGCCGGAAUGGAGAGUUGUUUAUGUACGAACCGGUCCACAGGGGUUAGGAGUGUAUUGCAUACAAUGUGUUUGGACGGUAAGAUGAAACCACCAAUACCAGAUCAAUAUCGCCAUCUGCCCGCCUUUGGGCUAGCUAUACCUCAAAAUUGUAAUAGGCGAAAUCCAGUGCCAGAGUUUCCGGUAUGAGGACGAGAACGAAAGGGGGUGUAGCGCAUCUCUCGGAUUCUACCAUAUCUGCACAAAGUCGCUGUAGCAGCCUAUGGAACAGGCGAUGUGAAGUGGUUACGUUUUGUGAUGCAGGCACCUACGCAUCGCCAAGCAGUGGGACUUUUUCGGCUUUUUACGCAACCCUGAAUAGCCGACCCCUGCUCUGGGCAGAUGAGAGAUAUUUUUGGUGAAAGUCAGGGCUGUCAUAACGGAUAUCGGGAAACUGGGAGUUGAUUAAAACUGUGGACAUAAUCCUUUUACCUCACCAAGAAACCUCCUCCGCAGCCAAAGUGUCAACCCUACAUCCUGCUCACUGAAGCUCUGUUCCAAGAGAGUGAUCUAGGCUUUGUUUGGUACUAUUCAUCAUUUUAAAGCUGGCUGCAGAAGUAGCAGUCCUCCCUGAUCACCAGACCUGAUUUGACCUGUUAAUAUUUUAGCUCAGCCAGCCAGCUCUGCCUGGCCUCCUCUCCCCACCACCUCCCCUCACGUUGUUGCAGGAGCUGAGCCUCUGCUGCCCAGGGAGGGCUCCCGACAUGUCCACCAAGGCGCCCAUCUAUCUGAAGCGGCGGAGCAGGAAGGGGAAGAAGGAGAAGCUGCGGGAUAUCCUUUCCUCUGACAUGAUCAGUCCUCCGCUGGGGGACUUCCGCCACACCAUUCAUAUCGGGAGCGGCGGGGGGGACGAUGACCUGUUUGGGGACCUGUCCUUCCUGCAGGGGAAGUUCCACCUUCUCCCUGGGCAGCAGGGCCACAACCUGUCUCAGCGUUCCUCCAUGUACGCAGAGCCCUUCCAGUUCAGCCGUACUGCCAGCGAUAGCGGACACACACCCUCCUCAGAGCGCUCCCCCCUGCUGAAGAACGCCCUCUCGCUGCCCGUCAUCGAAGGGGUGCAGGCCAUCACCCUACCAGUCACCUCUGCACCCUCCUCGGCCCGCCCCCAUCCGCCUCAGAACGCGCCCCCUCCACCCAAGCCUCCCCGACUGCACCUGGAUGACGAGAUCCUGACGCCCCAUCACCCAGGCCUGGACUCAUCUUCUCCCUCACAGGCUCCCAGCAAGAUGUCCCAGUUCUGCCCGCCCUCCCCCAGGUUGUCAUCAGGCGAAGAUGUGUGUAUCCAGGACCCUUAUCUGGAUGAUGGGGACCAGGAGCGCCCCUACCUGUCCCACGCAGGCUCCCUGCUCUCCCUGCACCUGGACCUGGGCCCCUCCAUCCUGGACGACGUGCUGCAGAUUAUGGAUAGCCAGCGCCUCAGUGGCCUCAACGGAACCUGUCUGCAGGGAGGGCGGCAGGAGCUCUACACCUGACCAUGAGAAGCCCUCGGCCCUCUGUCCUCCUUACUGACCUCCUUAGCGUAUAAGAGGAGGUUCUGACCUCAACCAAGCCUUGCUGGAUUACAAGGCUGGAUUUGUACAGUAGUACGCUCAAAUGAAGUGCUUUUUUUCCUGGAACUUAACUUCAGUUGCUGUUAGUGUUUUAAUUGGUAUUGAAUAUCUUUCUACACUUUUCCAUGCAAAUUACUUAAUAUAGUAAGUACGAAAUGAAGCGACCAUGAGCCAAAAGCUGACACUGUUAAAUCUCCUCUGCCCUUCCUCCAAAGAGGAUAUGAAGAAACCGGUGAAAGAAUAUACUGCUGGUCAGGAACUGAGGUCAGCAUGUAUCUGACUGGGAUCAUAUUUGUCAGUGGGGGUGAAAUGGUAUUGUAAAACCUGAAGGUCACAGUCUUUUUUUUUUACUGCACCUGAGCUGUGGACUACUGUCCGUGCUCCUGAGAUCACAGUUUGGUGUCUGUGUCACACAGAUUUAUCCAGCUUACAAAGCUGUUCUGGAACUGACAUUCUAUUCAUGGUUGGAUAUACAUUAUCAAAGACACGCUUAUGGAAAGAUGAACUGUACAACAGGGAGGGUGUCUGCCGAGUUGCAGUGCCUCAGACCGCUGCGCAUCUCAGUGCAAGAGGCAUCACUACAGACCCUGGUUCGAUUCCAGGCUGUAUCACAACCGGCCGUGAUUGGGAGUCCCAUAGGGCGGCGCACAAUUGGCCCAGCGUCGUCCGGGUUUGGCCGGGGUAGGCCGUCAUUGUAAAUAAGAAUUUGUUCUUAACGGACUUGCCUAGUUAAAUAAAGGUUAUAUAUAUUUGUUUUAAAUGUCUGCAAGGACAAAGAUCCAGAGUGGUAGAGGAGGUCACAUCCCUGAGUCAGAUGUGUCAUUUUCCAGCUUUUGUUAUUUUUAAUGCAAGAAUGUGAAUGCCGUAACUUUGCAUCAGAAGAGACGAUGAGUUUUGGAGAGCUCAGUUCUAUAUCUUUUGACGUUUCAGCAGAUCUACAGAGAGCUGCUUAAACUGGCCCUCGUGCUCUGGUAAUUGAGAUGUUGAGCACGUUUGGAGAUUAUCUCACCGCUGUAGCCAAGUCCUUGUGUUGCUCAAACUAUCUCUGUACCAACACAGUGAAGUUCUGAAUCAGACUUUUACCAAUGUUAUUUGGAAUUCUUGUUACAAGAUACAGGGAGAGGGUUUUAAUUUGAUCCAGAUUGCUACAGCAGGAAAAUAAUACUGCAGCAACAGGAAAUGUGAAUUAUUGUGUGGAUCAUCAUUAAUGGACAUUCUUGUAGGGGUUGAUACAUUUUAAAUCUGCAAUUUGUGGAAAUUACAAACUAAUACAGUACAGGAUAGAGUUGCCAGAUCACCGUUUGCUUCAUGGAGUAUACAGUACCAGUCAAAAGUUUGGACACACCUACUCAUUCAAGGGUUUUUCUUUAUUUCGACUACUUUAUACAUGGUAGAAUAAUAGUGAAGACAUCAAAACUAUGAAAUAGCACAUGUAAU